Messenger RNA from Taeniopygia guttata (zebra finch), 7355 nucleotides. It is a transcript of the gene LANCL3, whose product is annotated as LanC like family member 3. Lineage: Eukaryota; Metazoa; Chordata; Aves; Passeriformes; Estrildidae. Gene Ontology annotation, cellular component: plasma membrane. The record is from RefSeq and is a predicted model, not a curated record. Gene Ontology annotation, biological process: peptide modification; carbohydrate metabolic process.
GCCGGCAGCUCCCGCCCGCCGCUCCCCGCUGCGCAGAGCGGCCGCGCCGGCGGGGGAUGGAGAGCCAGCGCUGCUUCGCCAACCGCUUCGAUGACUACCCGGGCAGCCCCGCGGCGGCGCCGGACAGGGAGGCGGCGGUGCCGCUGGUGACGGCCACCAUCGAGCGCAUCCUGCGGGAGCUGCCGCCCCUGGGCGGCCCCCGCGGCUGCCCGGGCGGGCUGUACGGCGGCGUGGCCGGCGUGGCCUAUAUGCUGUACCACGUCGCGCAGUGCCCGCUGUUCGCGCCGUCGCGGGACUCGUACCUGCGGGCCGCCCGCCGCGUCGUGGACGCCUGCCUGCGCUACCAGGAGGGAUGCGGCGAGGCCGACGCCGACACCCGCGCCGCCUUCCUGCUGGGCGGCGCCGGGGUGUACGCGGUGGCCGCGUUGGUCUACCGCGCCCUGGGGCUGCCCGAGUACGCGCGGCCGCUGGGCAAGUUCAGGGAGCUGAGCGAGGUGUGCGCCCCGCUCUCCUUCCUCGAGUGCGGCUCGGACGAGCUGUUCGUGGGCCGCGCCGGGUACCUGUGCGCCGCGCUGGUGCUGAAGCAGCGCCUGGGCAUGGAGGUGCUGACUGCAGCACAAAUUAAAUCAAUUUGCCUGGCCAUACUGGAAUCAGGAAAACAGUAUGCAGUGAAGAAGAGGAAACCAGUCCCACUGAUGUAUUCCUAUUAUGGAACAGAGUAUCUAGGUGCAGCACAUGGGCUUUCCUCAAUUCUGCAGAUUUUGCUCUCCUAUUACGAGUACCUGCAGCCAGCAGAUCAGGAGCUGGUGUGGCAGAGUGUGGAUUUCCUGAUGGACCAGGAGCAGAACAGCAACUGGCCCCCUGAGCUGGGGGAGACCAUCGAGCGGGAGAACGAGCUGGUGCACUGGUGCCAUGGAGCUCCAGGCAUUGCAUAUCUGUUUGCCAAAGCUUACCUGGUUUCCAAGAAGCCUCAAUAUCUGGACACUUGUAUCCGCUGUGGAGAGCUCACCUGGCAGAAAGGCCUUCUGAAGAAGGGCCCUGGAAUAUGCCACGGGGUGGCUGGUAGUGCUUAUGUGUUCCUGCUGCUUUAUAGGCUCACUGGGAACUCCAAAUACAUAUACAGGGCACAAAGGUUUGCAGAGUUCUUAUUUACAGAAGAAUUUAAGUCUGGUUCCCGGGCACUAGAAAGCAUAUAUAGUCUGUAUGAAGGUUUUUCAGGAACUGUGUGUUUCCUGACUGACUUGCUGCAACCCAACCAAGCCGAGUUUCCUCUCUUCAGUGUCUUUGUCUAAAGACUGAUGUUCUCCAGGGCCACAUCCUGGAGGCAGUGGGAGAGGGCACCUGCAGUUCCACUUACUUUUCAAGACAGGCUAUGUACAAAACGGGCCAGGGUACCACUAAUGCUAGCCUUAAUGUAGCUGGGAGUCAGAUCAAAACCAACACACACUGGGGCUUGGGGGGUGGGGAAGUGUGUGGUCAAAAUAAGUGGGUCAGUGGGGAAAAAAAACAGGGGAGCUGAUUGAAUCUGAUGUCGUAGAUAUUUAUCUAAUUAUUCAAAUAAGAGAGAAAGGGGCAUUAUCAAACUUUUAAUUUGGUGAAAAAAGGACAAGCCAGAAUUGCAGGGACAUGAAAAGAAGAAACAGUGAUGCACCCAGUAGGUUUUAAAAAGAGUUCUGCAAAAACCAUUUGUGGAGCAAUGCAUUAAUUGGGGAGGGUGUUGUAGAUAUGUCACUACAAUGCACAAAGGCAAAAUCUGGGAUUUUUUUACCUAAACCACAUCUGCUAGUUUUAGUAACAUGUAUUAGGUAAAUCUGUAUCUUUGAGCUAUUUGGUCCUCAUAUAAUGGCAGUUCUGUAGAUAGCUGAGUGUUCAGGCUGCAGUUUCACAGUUCAUUUCAGCAAGUGGGAUCUCAUGUGUAAAUGAGCACUGAAUUGGACCCUCCCUUUUAGAGCUCCAUCUGUGGCAAGGAGCUGGUCUCCUUUCUGAUCCACUGUAACUGUGUCAGUCUCGUCGGUAUUUUCCCAGUCACAUGGAAUAUGGGUGGAGCUAUGGAGAAGACUUGGAUGGAAAAGUUCUGUAGCAAAGAUACAGCAGGCAGAUGCUUUCUUCAUGGUACAGCAUUACUAGAUAAGUAUUGCUCAGUGAUACAAAAGCUUCCUUUAAAAAUUAAUUACUUAUAGCAGCAUUUCUGAACAGUACUCUAAGUUCAUAUUAUGGAAAAAACUAUUUUCCUUAUUGAAUUUUUUGCUCCAAACCCUGCAAAGUGAAUACAAUCAUGGAGUGGCAUAAUGAUCCUCAGAAAUAACCUGAUAACAAAACUCAAAAUUGCUUUUUUUUCUAGUUAGCAAAAUAAUGUACAUGCCCAAAUGAUUUUUAUCUAGAAAAUAAUUUAUAUACAAAUAAAUGAAUUGCUGAAUACUAGUUGCACUAGCAUGUAUAGAUGCAAUUAUAUGCUGUUUUCUAUGUAUUAUAGAUAGGAUGACAUGGUACUUGAAAGAUAAAACACUAACAUAGAUUUGUACUAAAAAAUAGAAAAUUAAUAUAUGUGUUUAAAAUCUAUUUACUAUUUAUUUAUUUUUAUUUAUACGGGAAUAAUAUCUGUAAAGACAAAUCAGGAAGACCAAUAUGUCAAAAACUGAAGUUAGAGAGAAAAAGCUGCUGUACAUGCACUGCCAAACAAUGCAGUCCCUCUUCCUGCGUUCUCAGCUGGAGGAGAUUACAAUUUCUUUUUUUUUUAAUGCCUAAUGGAUUAAAGUUCCCAUUUCAUUUCAGUGGGCUUUGAUCAGGCUGUAAGUUGGAGCUGGGUCUUGCAGUCCUUCCACAUUUUAAUGUAAUAAUCCCUUCCUGCUCUUGCCACUGUUAUUUUAAUGAGAUGGCUUACAUUAUUAUGAGCUGCAGAUAUGGAUUUCUGUUAUUCUGUCUUGCACUGUGUGGCUCUAAUUAAUUAUUUAAUCAUAGAAAUAACUAUAUUUCACUGGUGAAUAAAGCAAUGCCAUUCUGUAUCAGUUUGUCAAGAAUUUAGGGAUCUUUUAGUGAAUGGAAAUGUUACAACUCAAUAUACAUUUGUUAUAUUAAAACACAUAAGUGAAAAGGUUAAAUGGUCUUUUAAGAAAGCCACUAAUGUCACUUAUAUGGUUACUCUGAGCAGUGAGAUGUGUGCACACAGAGGGAUGAAUUCCAUAGGGAGGGUGUACACACGAAGCUGAGUCAAAAAGUCAAUGGAUAUGGGAAUGUGCUCUGUCCAGCCCUGUGGAAAUGCUCCUGUUGGACACAGCAAAGUCAACUGUCAGUAGUGAAGAUCCCAAAUCCAUUAGGAUUUGUAUCUGGUUGGUUCCUGUAAUGCAUUUGGCUCCUAUAUUUCAUAACUGGAACCUUCUUAAAGAAAAGUUUAAGGAAGGUAAAACUUGGCCUAUCCACUUAUUUUAAAUGUGAUUCUUCACAAAUGCCAGGAAGUAAACAUUAAGCUCAGUGUCAGUUUUCCAGUGGUUUUUCUUGUGUGUCUCUCUUUGUAGAAUUUCUUCCAGUUCACAUUCAGAGGAGACUGAUCUUUUCUGUGUUGUGAUCAACAGCACACUAAAACCAGAUCUCCUGUGCCUACAACCAUUCUCUGUAUAUGAAGCCACAUGUUUUGGAGAGACAAAACAAUUAUUUAAGUAAGAGUUAGUCCAUUCAACAGUCAGAAAACACAUGGAACCAGCCAGUUUUUGAAAUCUAGGUCCCAAACAUUUCUGCAGGUUAUGUGAGUUCAGCACUGACUUUGGCAAGGGCAGCACACAAAUAUCCAGUCUCAUGGGAUACAUGUGGUAAAAAUCUUGGCACAUAUUUGUUCAUCUCUUUUAUCAGACAUGGCAGUUUGAGCUCAGUCUCAGAGAUUUGUGGUUUUUCUUACCUGACCUGGCUGGGUUAAGGUGGCUUCUAGAUGGGCUGCAGCCACAGCUUCUGAACACAUUGCAAAUACACCCCAGGGCUCUUUGGAAAAUGCGACUCAUUAAAUGAGCAGGGUUUUUUCAUCUUGCCCUUCUUUAUUGUCUUAUCUGAUUUUUUUCUCUGUACUAUAUAUGCUGUUACAAACAUGCUGUUGCAAUCUUUAUUUGUUGCUUUUAAGACAUUGACAGAACAGCAACCUGAGUAGAACUGUCAGCACUUUGCAGUGUAACAAAGAGUAAGGUCCUCUGUGUACCCUUCUUCCUGCUUUGAGAAACUAACCUUGCAACCUUUGUUAGAAUUCUCCAAGGAAUGUUGUCUCCUCCUGCUCCUGAAUUGGGCCCUUAUGGACUGGAAAAUAUUCCUGAACAGAUUCUGCCCUGGUGCUGUGAGAAAAGACUGUUGUGGGACACUCAAGAAGCCUCUUUCAGGGUGUAAAACACAGUAACUACAUCAUGUUUGCACAUUAGUUUCUUGGUUGUGUUUAGCUUCUAAAGUGUAGGCAGUAGGAAUUUAAGUGAUAUAAUAGUAUUUCUGAUUAUGCUGUUAAAGCAAAGAGGAUGCAUUAUGUGGGUAUUGGUGCUUAUUUGUGAUGUACCUGUGUUUGUGUGGUGCUAUUUGUGAGUAAAGCUGUAGAUUACACAUCAGUUUAAGGAGCUAUAUACUGUUCAUGAGUUUUAGCUUGCCAUCCAUACAUUACUGUCAGGGAAUAAUUUUGAGGGAAGCUAGAUCUGUAGUGUCCGUAUUUAUUGAUUUCAGGAUUCAUAGAACCAGAUGCUGUAAGUUUUAUCAGCAGUACAGUUCUAACAAAUAUAACAUUAUUUUCAAUUGCUACUCACAACUUCUCAUCAUAAUAACAGGUUUAUUUUGUGCCACCACUUUCAAUAUUUGCUUUGAUUGCAUGAUUGUUGCCUUCAAUUUCCCUGCCUUUGUUUCCCAACCUUUGAAUAACUUGAGGAAGCUGAAGAAGCAGCCCAGGUUUUUUGUUCCUGAAAAUAAGAUUGCUUGAUUUUGCUUAAGCAGGGUGUUCUACUAACUUGCAUUACAUUAUUUUAUGCUCCCAGAUGGUCUAUUCUCUAUGGCUGUGCCAUUUCCCACCUGCUAAGGAAAAAUUAUUAUCCUUUAUAACCACUAUCACUGGUGUUUUACUUCAUUAAAUAAAACAGAGACUUUCCAGGAAGCAUGGUCACUUCUCCAUGCUUCAGUGUUUCAGUUCUCUUAGGACAAUCAAAACCAAGUGAAAUGGCUAAACAUUUCAAAAUACACUUUUAAAUAGUUCUGGGAAAUAUACAUAAGGAAAUGCAAGGGAUCACCUUUACUGCUACUCUGUCAAAUUAAGUAAUGCCACUUUGAUGUUCUAAUACUGAUUAUAUAUGACAUGGAAAGACUAUGACAAGAAUACUGAUUGGUUUUUUAAUACUGUGGAAAAAAAUGAACAAUAGGUAUCUGCUGUAUUCAGAAAUGUGGAGGGGCAAUAUGUGCAAAUGGAAACUUUGAUAAGCAAUCAAGUUUUUGUACUCAUAUAGUUUCCUGCAUAUACAGUUACAGCAUCUGCCAACAUAUUGCAUGUUGUAUGCCAACAGUGACCUAUUUUAGUAUAUGCAUGCAUUUUGAGAAUAUAUCCUUGUUCUUUGGAUCUCUGAGGUCUGCCAAGUAAAUCUCAGGUGCAGUAAUCUUCUACAUACCUUGAAUAUUCACUGGCAUGAGUGCAUAUUCUAAUCUGUAGGAAGAUUAGUAUUUCAGGACUAAAAUUGCCCGAUUUAUUUUCAAAGAGUAAUCUUGCUCUGAAGAACUAACAACUGCUGGCUGGCAGCACAGCCUGGACUGCUCUGAGAAGACAUUUCAGUUUAUAAAAAUAUGUCUAAGACUAAGUAGUAGCAGCAGAAAGCUAAAUUGAAAAGAAAUAAGAAAAUGACCAAAAAUCCCACUAUGAGGGAAACAACAUACUUCAAAGCCAUAAGUCAAAAAUGCUCAGGGCCCACAAAAUAACACUGCAAUUUAGGGAUGUGAAUAGGAUUUUCCAAAGGAAUAGGACAGUGUUUCAUGGCACAGGUAGUGGUACAGUAAGCACUGUGCAGGUUUCAGCUGCCUUGAACAGCACUCCAUUGCCAUUAUAGCAAAGUCAUCAAAUGUUAAAAAACAUUUGCCUGUGAAGGAGUUGCCUGUAGCUGAACUUACUGCCUACUCCUAUCUUUUAAUGGAACAGAAGUGAUGUGCACUAUCCAUGAUGAGGCAGUUAAAAAAAUACAUUCAAGAAGCCAAUAGCACCAACUUUUCAAUCUGCCUUUGAAUUAUUAAACUUGACUAAUUUGUACUGUCACUGUUGGUCCUACACCUCGUAUAUUGAAAUUCUGCAUCAUGCUCUCAAAAAAUUUAUAAAUAGCAAUCUGCUUGAAAAUACAUAAGGCCAUAUUUCUUUUUAAUGCUUAGAAGGGAGUCCCUUGACUUUGUCAUGGCAUGACUCAAAGGAAAGAUGGAGGCAUUUAGGUCAAGUACAGCAAUACCAACUAGAGUGGCAGAAAAUUAAUUAAAAACUUUUUUUUUCCCAGUGGUAUAAUGAUAUUUGAACACAAGAGAUUUUAUAGUGUACUGAUAUCCAGCAACAGCAUUGUAUCACUGUAGAAGUUCUUAAAUCAAUUAUAUCCUAUAGAGAAUAGAAAACAGAUUCUAAGCCACUGAUUUGGCCUCCUGCACUCAUUUUAAGAGCCUGAUAGGCCACCUGCUGAUGUCCAUGGUGAACCUCUGCUUGAUUCCAGGCCUGUAAGGUAGCUCCUUCCACAUGUGUGGAACAGGGGUAAAACUGUCAUUCCAGACCCCAGGCCUACAAACUUUCCUUUACACAUCAGUCCCAUGGAAUUAGUAAGGCUUGUUUGCAUAGUAUGAGGAAAGCACAGGUGUUUGCAUAUGCAGGGCCCUGUUUGAUAGCAAUUUAUACACAUUUUAUCUCGCUAUCUCUGCAACAUACGUGAAUACCAAUACAAAUAAAAAGUACAGGGAACUUAAAUGGCAUUAUUUAAUGUCUAGUUUGUGUUGGUGACACUUGAUUAUUCAAUAUAUUCCAGUGUGUGAUGUUCAUUCCUUGAGUACGUGCCACACCCUAGAUUGGUUUCUCAGUGUUACAGCCAUUCACAGCCAUGAUGUGGUACAGGCCUGUAGAAUCAAGGCUGAUUUGAUUCUUUAGAGAUGCACCUUAUUGUUUGAAAGCAGGACCCCUGCUUUUCUAAUAUUUUAAACACUGUGAUCUUUCAGAAUGUGUUUAUUGUAUUAGUUUUGUAUUGUAGAUUAUGAUAGAAAAUAGAUUUUAUAGCUUUUUAAAAGCAGUGAUAAUACUAAGCUUCAUAGUGGCAGAACAAACUGUGUAUAUCCAUAGUAUGAAUAAUUAAAGCUGUGAUUAUAUUUUGCCUUAAAUAAAAGUCCAACCUUGAACAGUA